Molecule: messenger RNA, 3312 nt
Organism: Aureobasidium vineae
Lineage: Eukaryota; Fungi; Ascomycota; Dothideomycetes; Dothideales; Saccotheciaceae
Source: the annotation of a GenBank genome assembly
CAAAGCAAAGCGCAGAGUAGAGUGCAGGAUAGAAUUGCUGCAGUCCACAGUGCGGCCAGGAGAUCGAAACGUAAUGCUCCGGUUCCUGAUGACGACCGCGAUGUGUACCGCAGCCUAAUAUCUGAGGCGUCCAUUCCGGAAGUCGUCGAAAGGCCUCUCAAAAAACCUAGACUUGCAAGACAGCGACAGACUCAGCCCCCGACCACUGGUCCCUCUACGACAUCCCAUCAAAAAUCCGGAAACGAAGAACGAGAUGUACAUGAUAAAGAUACUGAAGAGGAAGCAUCAUCAAAACCGCAGCAAACCAUCAUUGAUUCUGAUGAAUCCGAAGAUGAUGACAUGGACUGGGAGCAAGUCGGUUUGGAUCACGUUGAACCCAAGCAGUCUGCUUCUCGAAAAGAUGAUGAAUUUGGAGAUAUAUCGCUGGAGAUCAGCACCAAACAAGCCCAGAAGAGAGCGAUAGCAAAGCGGAAGCCUGCUACUACUGCAGAGAAGUUACUUCGGCUUGAAGCGCACGAAGCCCAUCUACUAUUCCUCCUCUUUCAUGUUUAUGUUCGCAAUGCUGGGUGUAAUAUGCCAGAAGUANAAGGUUUGGUCAUCUAUCUUCUGCUCCCUUCCAUUUCCGACAAAGCUGAUCAUCCUCAGAACAAGCUAAAAACAAUCCUCAUGCCGGAGAUUGUAUCACUUUUACACCCUGAUCAAUCUCUCAUUCAAUUCGGACAAUCAGAGCAAUUCUUGACUGGACUGCAGAAAGCUGUCGUUGUAUGGAAACACAAAUUUAAUGUUACAGCUUCUGGUAUACGCCGACCAAACUGGGCCGAAGGACCAGAAGAAAUCAAGGAGGUAAUGGUCGAUAAACCCCAUGAAGAUUUGCAGCUUGCUGAUGUAUGCUCUAGCNAAAUACGAGCCAUUCAAGAAGAGAUGCCACCCAUCGAGAAGCGUGACUUUGUCAAGGCAGCUAUGACUCUUUCGGGCUCCCAAGAUGUGGGCGCACAGCUUUUCUGUGCCCUGCUGAGAUGUGUUGGUGUGGAUGCUCGACUGGUCUGCUCAUUACAACCUCUCCCUUUUGGUGCAUCUGCGACCAAAUCGGCAACACCGCUUAAAGCGACCAAACCGACUGUGUAUGCAGGAAGCGACAAAGAUAACACGAGCGCAGGAGAGACAUCUGGAGGGUCUGCAUCCGAAGGGUCGAGCUCAUCGCGGCGCAGGAUCAUUGCUCCUGGCCGUAUCCGAAGACUAGGAAACGCAGCUUUGAGUGCAGGGCCUUCCACACCUGGUACUAAACCUUCUGCCAGGAAGAAAAAGCGACCAGUUCGUACGCUUGACUAUCCAGUAUACUGGGUGGAAGCUUUCAACGAGGCCUACCAGAAGUGGGUGCCUGUGGAUGCCGUAGUGACAGGCACGGUUGCGAAGCCGAGCAAAUUAGAGCCACCUGCUUCUUACGAGGCAAACGCCAUGACUUACGUGGUAGCUUUCGAAGACAACGGUAUCGCAAGAGAUGUCACUCGUCGCUAUACCAAGGCCUACAACGCGAAGACCCGAAAACUGAGAGUCGAGAUCACAGAAAGAGGAGAAGAGUGGUGGCGCAAAGCUCUCAAAGUCUUCCGAAGACCGACCUACCUCGACCGCGACCAAGUUGAAGAUGCCGAACUUGCAAAGAAAGACGCCUCUGAAGGUUUGCCAAACAAUGUGCAAGAUUUCAAAGAUCAUCCGUAUUAUGCUCUGGAACGACACCUCAAGAGACACGAAGUGAUCUGGCCGAAGAGGGCAAGCGGAAAAGUCACGGUAGGAAAAGGAGCCCUUGAACCUGUUUAUCGACGUAGCGACGUGCACAUUGUGCGCAGUGCCAACAAAUGGUACAGAUUUGGCCGCGAGAUCAAGCCGAACGAACACCCACUCAAGCAUGUGCCUGCAAGAGUGUCAAAAAGCCGAGCUCAGGAGUUAGAUGAUGUUGACAUAGACGAAUCGCCAGCCACAGCCCUAUACGCCUUCAACCAAACGUCAUUGUACGUGCCGCCUCCUGUUGUGAAUGGUAGGAUACCGAAAAAUGCUUUUGGUAAUCUCGACAUCUAUGUUCCGUCUAUGGUGCCUCCUGGAGGGUACCACGUCCGACAUGCAUCGGCUAAGAAUGCAGCUCGACUUCUUGGUAUCGACUAUGCUGAUGCUGUGACUGGCUUCCAAUUCAAGGGGCGCCACGGCACAGCUGUCACAUCUGGUGUCGUUGUCGCACAAGAAUACCGCGAGGCUGUUGAAGCCGUGGUAGAGGGAUUCCAGUACGAACAGGAAAACGAAGAGGCACGAAUUUACAGCGUGGAAUGCCUGAAGCUCUGGCGCCGCUUCCUGACUGGACUGCGUAUCAAGGAGAGACUGAGCGAAUAUACCACUACUGGACCCAAAGCUGCCAAGCCAGAGAUUGUCAAAGCAAAGAUGGACAAGGCAGAGGAAGUGGAAGAUGGUCCUACGGAGGCUGGUGGCUUCUUUCCUGACGCAGGCGAGAUCACAGCGCCGACCGCUCAUCGAUUCCAUGAUGCUCCUGAAUCUGACCACGAGUUCGAUAUUGCUGAGCAGGCACCUCGACUCAGGAGACAGAGAAAGACAAUGGUCGAAAGCGACCCCGAGAGUGGCGAUCAAAGCGAGGAGGAGUACAUACCAUCACCUCGAAAGCCACCUGUCAGACGUCGUCGCAUGUUGAGCGAGAGUCCGCCCGCUUCAGAGAACGAGCACUAUGACCCCCACCAUGAAGAGGGAGGCGGCUUUGUGUCAGACGAUGUCACGGAAAGUAAAAGACUUAAUGGUGGCUUCCUGCCAGAUGCAGACGAAUCUGGAGGUGGGUUUCUACCUGGAGAAGAUGAUGUACCCACAGCUCACGAACCUGGUGGUGUCAUCAUGCCUCACACAACCGAUUCCACAGUAAUUGACGAGGCUGGGGGUGGUUUCAUACCAGAAGAUGAGUCUACACCCGAGUCUGGAGGCGGCUUUGUCCCCGUAGUCGAGGAAGAGAUGUCUGGAGGCGAACUUUUGCCAGAGGCAGAUGCAUCACAGACUCAAUUAGUCGUCCAUCCUCCAUCUAUCGGGAUGCAAAAAAAGCAAGACGGAGGUUUGGUAGUUGACAAGCAGGAGGAAGAUACCUUUGACCCAGAUGAGGCGGAAGAUACCUUUGAUCCUGAUGAGAUGGACACUGAGACCAAAACUCUGUCCCGAGAGGACUUGACAGGUGCGCAUCAGCAAGCAGAGGAAGAAGACGACCACGGAUCAUUAUUGUCACAUGAUCCUGAGGACGAUGACGCAGAGCCUGACUGGCUGUAUAGCGAC